Molecule: messenger RNA, 2471 nt
Organism: Oryza brachyantha (malo sina)
Lineage: Eukaryota; Viridiplantae; Streptophyta; Magnoliopsida; Poales; Poaceae
Product: protein NARROW LEAF 1
Exons: 6
Coding region: 323-2071 (582 amino acids)
Source: RefSeq, a predicted model, not a curated record
UCUCUCUCUGUAGAGUCUAGCCUCUCUCGCUCUAGGGUUGUCGGCGUGCGCACGCGUACGCACGCGCGCGGCUCGUGGCCUGCAAAGCUGGGCGCUCCCUCUGCCUCGCCUCGCCUCACCCCCCCACGAACAGUGGAGAUUCCCGCGUCCAUUUCCCAAUUAUGGGCGACCGGGGUGGACGACGAGGAGGAGGAGGAGGAAGAGGAUAGCAGCGCGGGAGAAGCGAGGAGGGCGAGCGGGGGGCCACUUGGUUUCCGCCAUUGCUCCGGCUGAGGGCCAUAGCUUCUCCUAUCUAUAAUAGGUUCGCAAACUGUUCAGCAAAAUGAAGCCUUCAGACGAUAGGGCACAACUCUCAGGUUUGGCGCAAUCAGAAGAAUCGUCACUUGAUGUGGAUCACCAAUCGUUUCCUUGUUCUCCGUCAAUCCAACCGGUUGCUUCUGGGUGCACACACACAGAAAACAGCGCAGCAUACUUCUUAUGGCCGACAUCAAACCUGCAGCAUUGUGCAGCUGAGGGACGAGCAAACUACUUUGGGAACCUUCAGAAAGGGCUAUUGCCGCGGCACCCCGGCCGGCUGCCGAAAGGUCAGCAAGCAAACAGCUUGCUUGACUUGAUGACUAUUAGAGCUUUCCAUAGCAAGAUACUGCGGCGUUUUAGCCUUGGGACAGCGGUGGGCUUCCGCAUCAGGAAAGGGGCUCUAACAGAUAUCCCUGCAAUUCUUGUCUUUGUUGCUCGCAAGGUUCACAAGAAGUGGCUUAAUCCAGCGCAAUGUCUGCCUGCUAUUCUUGAGGGUCCAGGAGGUGUUUGGUGUGAUGUUGAUGUUGUUGAGUUUUCCUAUUAUGGUGCACCGGCUCAAACACCUAAAGAGCAAAUGUUCAGUGAGCUUGUUGAUAUGUUAUGUGGUAGUGAUGAAUGUAUUGGUUCAGGCUCUCAGGUUGCAAGUCAGGAAACAUUUGGUACCUUGGGUGCAAUUGUGAAACGGCGAACAGGCAACAGGCAGGUUGGUUUUCUCACUAACCGUCAUGUGGCGGUUGACUUGGACUAUCCUAAUCAGAAGAUGUUUCACCCAUUGCCACCCAAUCUUGGACCUGGUGUUUAUCUUGGAGCUGUUGAACGAGCGACUUCUUUCAUCACAGAUGAUGUGUGGUAUGGAAUUUAUGCUGGAACAAACCCAGAGACAUUUGUACGAGCUGAUGGUGCAUUUAUCCCAUUUGCUGAUGACUUUGACAUUUCCACCGUCACGACUGUAGUUAGGGGAGUCGGUGACAUUGGGGAUGUAAAGGUUAUAGAUCUGCAGUGCCCGCUCAAUAGCCUCAUAGGGAGGCAAGUAUGCAAAGUUGGCAGAAGCUCUGGUCACACAACUGGGACUGUGAUUGCCUAUGCCCUUGAGUACAAUGAUGAGAAAGGGAUAUGUUUCUUCACGGACAUCCUUGUUGUUGGUGAGAAUCGCCAAACAUUUGAUUUGGAAGGUGAUAGUGGAAGCCUUAUUAUCCUGACUAGCCAGGAUGGUGAGCAGCCGCGUCCUAUUGGAAUAAUAUGGGGCGGCACAGCAAAUCGUGGGAGACUGAAGCUUACAAGUGACCAUGGCCCUGAAAACUGGACUAGCGGGGUCGAUCUUGGCCGUCUACUCGACCGUUUGGAACUUGAUCUUAUCAUUACUAACGAAUCGCUGCAAGAUGCCGUGCAGCAGCAAAGAUUUGCUUUGGUAGCCGCCGUUAACUCAGCUGUUGGUGAGUCUUCUGGGGCGCCUGUUCCCAUCCCAGAAGAGAAGGUCGAAGAGAUCUUCGAGCCCCUGGGGAUCCAAAUUCAGCAGCUGCCUCGCCCCGACAUGGCGGCCUCUGGAACCGAAGGGGAGGAGGCGUCCAACGCAGUUGUCAAUGUGGAAGAGCACCAGUUCAUCUCGAACUUCGUCGGCAUGUCGCCUGUGCGCGGUGACCAGGAUGGCCCAAGGAACAUCACCAACCUGAAUAGCCCCUCGGAGGAAGAACUCGCCAUGGAGCUCCAUCUGGGUGACCGGGAGCCCAAGCGGCUCAGGUCGGACUCUGGAUCAAGCCUCGACCUGGAGAAAUGAAGUGCUCAUUCUGGUGCUUCACAAUUGUUAUCAUCAUGUGGACAGCCAAAGAAGUAGAUCGAAAGACCUCAUGCAGUUUCAGAAAAUUGGACCUGCAGUAAGCUUAAAUCAGCUUAAAAAUGGCUUUUGGCAAGCCUGUCAUGUAACAUGAUGUAUUGUUACACUUGAUUCAGCCCCUUGUAGGAUGUUAGGUGCUAGCCCUGCAGUUUUGCUGUGCUCAUGAUCAUGAGACUUGGUAUACAACAUUGCUGGAUCCCCUCCUCCCUCUUGUAGAAGAACAAUGUGCAGGGAAUUAUGAUAGCGAUGAUCUUUUGAUCUAUUUUCCCUGUUAUUUCCCUGUCGCCGGAUUUCUUUAUCAAUCGCUCUACAAAUCUUCCAUCUGCAUUGUAUCAAGUACUUU